CUGCGCGCGCGUGCGCGCGCGCGUGUGGUGUUUUCAUUCUGCGUGUGUGUGGUGUUUUAUACAAAGGCCACUUUUCCUCUGUGCCAACCGGCGUGUCAGCUGUCACGCUGCAGUUAUACCUCCUUACUGUGAAAUAGCAGCAUUUCAUUUUUGAAAUACAGGAAAUGCAUAAUGUUCUCUCUUAUUGUGAAAUGUCACAGUAUUGUUGCUGAAGAGCGUGCCAUGCGUAAAAAGUGAUUUAAAACGAAUUUAACUGACUUAACGACGCUUUAUUUUCAUAUAAUAACCCUGCAGUCAAAGUUGAAUGCGACCCUUUCAGUUCAUGGAGGUUUCUUACAUUUUAUCUCGGGGGCUGCUGGAUUGUGUUUGUGUGGUCUGCAGCGAUCCUCAGCGACUCUGCCGGCAUUUGGCGACGGGGCACACCGGCUUCGGUUCCUUUUUAUUAACUCCAUAACCAAUUUGAAGAGUGCAGACGGCGUUUUGUCCGGGAUUAUGGUUGUACUGGGUCUGCAUUUUCUUUGCUGAAUACAGUAUGUGCAGCACUGAAGCGGACAUUUUGCACUAUUUCUAAAUGCUGUGAAAACCAACAAGGCGACUUGUUUUUCCUUUUAUAGAGGAGCUGAUUUUUAGUUGAUGGUGAGAGACUGUCUGAUGUUGUUGUGAUCGAGGUCACAGAGUUUCGCUCCGUGUCAGGUAAUGAACUCGCGUGAUAUUUUUGCGACCCAGUCAGGUUUGUUCACCUUCAGCUUUUCUGGUGUUUGCACUCGUGAUAAUAUACAAUUAGUGCGCUGUAAAGGAUCACUUUUGCCGAUUCGGGACACUGAAUGACCUGUGGGAGGCGCACAUGCACCACUCGGUUUAGGUUAGGCUUAGAAAGCUACAAAUACAGAAAGGAUAAUCCAAGAGGCACACACCGUCCAUGUGACAUCUUCUCAAAUGUUUGAAUAUCAUUGUCUAUAGUAAAAAAUAGUAAAGUGAAACCUUAUCGUAUAAUCUGAAAUGUCAGUUUUUCUGGUGAGACUCGACCUUUGUGUCGUCGCCCACAGAGACACAGAAACUGCUGCCUACCUCUUCAUGUUCAUGACGGUGCAGACGUGCUGCUGGAAGGGUUUCGUAAAACAUUACCGUGACACCUGAUCAAACGUCUUGUCUCCUGUUUUCCGGUAUCGGCGUUGCUGGUUUCCUUUUCUUCCGUCAGUCUGCUAUUCCCUCUCGACGAGAUGGCCGUCGGUACUUUUUGGUGCCAUUUGUCUACAUGCCGCAUGACACGUUUAAUAUCUCUCCUCGCCGCGCUCAGAUCUGCACUGAAGCCCACAGGGAAAGUUUGCAUUUUCAUGUGGCUGGAGUACAGACGUCGCGUCCAGCUAAAGCGCGCCUGUUGUGGUUGUUUUCUCCGUGCGUAAAAAUGCGCAAAACGCAUCAGGAUGACGAUUUACAUCAAAGACCACCAAACCGGUGCGAUGCCUCGACCGCAGUAGCAGCAGCGCAGGAGAGCGGAGGAGAUCCACCACCCGGCGUUGCCGCUGGAGCGCAAAUCUCCCUUUCAGACAACAGCGGCGAGCGGAGCGUUGGCCAACCCAGCUCCACCGGAGCAGGAGAGCCGGACUCGCCGUCCUGGUGCAGAACCAAACCCAUCUCCCGUUUCGACAGCCUAGGCGCGUUUCAGAUGAGGUCAAUAUUCCAUCUCCCACGCCGCGCCUCCAGCGGAUAUUUCUCUUAUGACAGUGACUCGUUGCCGAGUUCCCCGGUCUCUCCGAGGCCACCGACGGCUGACAGAGCCACGCAGACUCCGAGCCCGACCGGCCAGGUGAUAGAACACGCCCUACAGCGCAUGGCUGAGGCGCACGGCGGAGGACCGGGGAGGCACCAGCAGCACGGACACUCUCCGGGCCACUCUAGCACACAGCCAGAGAUUGCAACAGGCAGCAUGCAAGCAGAAGCAAUCGGACAAGAACUCCGGCGAAUUGGAGAUGACUUCAACAGGCUGCUCCUCCUAAGGAGGGUGGAAGGCAGACCAGUUGUGAUCCCUCCAAACCCACUGCCACACAUCCACCAGGAGCCCGCCAUGCUGCUCUGCGUGGGCCUCCUGCUUCUUCUGAUUGGACGGGUAAUCUACUUGCAAGGCAGUACGGGCAGCCAGGACCUCUCUCAGGUUUAGCCUUUUGGAAAACCCAGCAGACGUAGCAUUUUUCUUUCAUAAUGUAUCUGUGUUGGAUCUAUCACGUCUUGAAUCUCUUUUUUGAGGAACUUUUUGCCGUAUUUUCUCUCUUGUCCAGAUUGAGAAAGGAGACUUUGGAUUGUAUUCAUUUUGAUGAUUUGAUAACACCUUCAAAGAACUCUAAAGAAUUUUGGUUUUUCCGCUUCUGUUCUUCCUUCACGGUCUCUGAGCCCUUGCAAUGCUACCAAAGAGCCGGGAUUUUGCACUUCUUUCCAGCGCAGAGGCGGUCAUAUCAUCUACAUAUGCGUCUGUGCAAAUUCAGAUGUGCCUUGUACAGUUUCCUGUUUACUAUUUUUAGCUUUUUUUGGGGGGGUGAUACUAUUGUACAGAGAUUAUACGUUCCUUGGGUCAACAACUCUGCAGACCCAGGGUUGUUAAAGAAAAUGGGUCCAGUCAACCUUUAGCUUAUCCCUGUGAAGGUUUCGGGCAGGGAAAAAUGAACUUGCACUCCUGUCAGGUCAGAAUCCAGCAUACAAUAGACCUUGUGAACUGUGUGGGAACAAACUUGGGCCAAAGUUAUAAUUUUUAUCCAACAUUUUUAUCACACAAUUGUUCUAAACUCCCGUGCCAUUACAUUUUGUUACCAUGAAUUACAUGCCCGCUUAUGCCUACACUCUAAGUUAACAAGAUGCAACCGUACACCAGCAUUGCCAUGGACAAUGGAUUGUGUCCUGAUUAUUUGAGUGCUGAAAGAUACAGAUGUUGACUUUAAGAGUGAUCAAAGGCCAUGUCAUGGUGAACACACUGUAAUUUGUCGACUUCUACAUCUGAAGCCCCACAGGAUUACGCAACUUUCCCGAGAAAAUCGAAUCUUGUCCAUAUACAGCUUAAUACUGUAUUUGUAGACAUUGAUGAUAAAGUGUCCACUGUGUUUUCUGUGUCAUAUUUGGUCAUGUUUCAGCUGCAGUAGCUCUCCUGCUACUGUUUGUCAGAUAUGUAAUCUAUAAUCAGGUAAUCUGUUAUCAGGAUUAUUAUCCCUUAGAGGUACUUUAAGUAGAUGCACCAAUUCUGCCGUUUAAAGAAAAAUGCGAGUGUAUUUCUUUGGAUUUCCAUUAGUUUUCUAUAUAUCUACAUUAUAGAAAUUUCUAGUCUUGGAAAAUUGCAAAAAUAAUGUUUUAUACAUGUAUUUCAUGACUACUUAAUGACUUAUUAAACAAUAACUGGUACACAAUAGACAUUAUGACCUGUUAAUGUGUGAAUUGAACCUGUUCAGACAUAUUUUGUAAUGUCCCAUGAAUAACCAGCCUUUGAGUAACUGAUACCAGUCUUCCUCUGUAUGGAAAAGCCUGCAUGUUUCUGUAACUGCUAGAGCCAGGCUCAAUGGUGAAAGGGUCUAACUGCGUAAUAUUAAAGAUUUCAGAAUCACUUUUAUCACCAAAUACCCUCUGUGAACACAGACUCCUAAAACAUGACAGUAAAACAAAGCAUUAAGGGCUUUCAUUUUCCCUCUUUGCUCUCAUUAUCUUCGGCAUUACAGCAAAACUAAUUUUCCCGCUGAUAAUCAAAAGCAGAAGCAGGUUAUUUAUCAAUACAGUAGUAAGAUUUGGGUAUUUGUUACUCAGUUGCCAAGAUAGUGGAGUGAAAUUCAAGAUGAUGAACAAAAUCAAUAAUCAUGUCAGUCUUUUAAACUGUUUCAUUUCUAGUUGCAUUUUUUACUCAUCUGCUACAUGUUGCAUUUACGAACCCUAUUUUGACAUACAUAAUACUUACAGGAUUUUUCUGCAAUGACUUUUCUGUCUUCCACUGUUUUGUUUCAGCCUCUGGAUUUGCCAUUAGCAGCCAGACUGAAUGUAUUUGGCAGUUGUUGGUUUGUUGACAAGGUCAUGUUAUCCCUUUAUUAGUGCAGUGAUUUGGACCCAGCCAAGUUUCCUCACGCUUGCCAGGUCAUUAAACACUGACUCGUAAAUUCAUUCUCCAACCAAACACUGAAUCAUGCAGAGUCAAAGAGGGUUUUAUCAUUGACUAUUUAGAUGUCAGUAGUAUGUCAAACCGUGGUGAUACAGACUUUAGUUUCAUUACAUUUGUUGUUAUCUUUAAGGUCUCAAAACUUAUCACUUUGCGCUGCUCUUCAUCAGAGGUGUGGAAGUUAACCAGACCUUCAUUUGCCAAACUGACCAGUUAAUCCUCAUCACUGAAAUUUUCUUUUAUGUAAAGCCAAAAGAAACCAUUUGAAAACACUUCAGACGAAGCAUAAAUUUAACCUUUGUUUGGCUUUAUCAAGUUUUUUUAUAGUGUAGAACGGACUCAUCACAGAAAAAAACACCCUGUGGUUCUCGCCAACUGGAAAUAUGGUUCUUUGUGCUUGGCCACAAGGGGCAGUAAUGAGCUGACUACAGAUUGGCACGCCUUGGCAAAGAAUAUGAAACUUUCAAAAACUCAUGAGUUUAUAUUUUAUUUUAUUGGUGAUAUUUUCAAACAGUAUUUUUCAGUAUUUUUUCUAAAUAAACAUGAAGACGAACUGGUUGGAUUGGUUAACCAUCCCAUGUCCUGUGAGGUGCUGCUUCCAUGAGCUUUCUUUACAGAAGCAUCUAUGUAAACAUCCAACACUGUGUUUUGAAAGUCCAUGGAUGUCGACCAAAGAGGUUUGCGUGAAACUAUUGUUUUCUGGGUUGUUUUGGAUGGUUCAAGUGAAAUGUUGCCAAAUUGCCGGCCAUAUUGUAUGUUGUUUUGAUCGGUACCAAUCAAUCACAAAAACACAUCAGCUAUGGUGUGGCUCAUUAGUUGUUUCUGUUUGGCGAGACGAGCUAGUGUCAGAAAAGUGCUCUGAAACUGGCUAAAGCUUUACUUUUCUGUGGCAGUUCAUCUGUUUCAAACGGAAGUCUCUAUCAGAAGCACUGAAGAUACGAUGGAUUUAAUCUUCUAAAACAAAAUCACCGCUCUCUGUGUAGAUAUCAAAACGAUAACAGCAAAUCACAGCAGCAACAGCAGCACAAGUUUGUUGUAACACAAUAGAUAACCAAAUUCAUCUCAGUAUGUGUUUGAGCCAAGUGUGCAUGUUUGCACAGUUGUGUCAACAACACUGCAUAGCAAGCUAAAUGUGUUUCUGGCUUUCAUCAUGUCCAUAGAUUUUAGCUACUCUGUCAUCUGGUUAAUCUCAUGUUUUAAUAAUGUUAAAGUAGCUGUUCAGCCUCAAAGUUUAAUUUUCAAACUUCCUCCAGUGGAAUGAUGGGUUGCUGUCUAUUCAGUAACUACACCUUGUUGAAAUUUGUUACAUUAUUUGACAGAACUCACGAAGUUACAAGUCGUAAACAAUGGAUUGGACAUCCCUGUAUUCAAAAGCACCAAUAGGGAAAGCCAGGGGCGGGGCCCAAGGGGUCGCACAGGCCCCCAAACCAGGGACUCAUCAUGAAAUGUUAUUUUGUUUUGUUUUGUCAAUCAACAACUACAAAAAGACAAACUACAAAGAAACUCAAAAUUACCACAAAGGGACACAAAUAGACCACAAAGGGACACAAAUAGACCACAAAGAGAUACACAACUACUGCAAAGAGACACAAAACCAGCUUCAAGCAACUCAAAACAACCUCAGAUGACUCAAAACAACCACAGAGGGACACACCAACUACAGAGAUGCAAAACCACUACAAAGAGAUAGAAAAGCCUUAACACAUAUUUACUCAUAUUACAUUUCCUUUCUUUAAUACUGUUACCCCCAAUUCAAAAGUUCUUUAAGCCUGCCCCCUGCCCUCUUUCUCUUCCCUUUUAUAUUCAAGCUAAAAACGAAAAGGUCUUGUGUCAGUUUGUCCACAUCUUCCUUGUUUCUUGUCUUCCACCUUUCCUGCUGGAGAAAUGUAUAAAAUAACAUGAAACCUUUCAGAGCAGUGACACACAAUAUCCAUUCGGAAAAGUGCACAUCUCAGGCUUGUCAAAUGUACUCGCUUUGCUCUUCUUCUGCUGUGGCAUUAAGAGUGUUGUGACUGCACGUUGAUUUCUGAUAUUAUGCCAUGUGAAACCUAAGACCUCAUUUAGAAGUACUGUAUUACAGCUGGAGUGUGAGAGGAGAGCAUGGCAGGGAGGAAAGUGAAAGAUGAAUUACCGUCUUCUGAAACUGAUAUGGAAACCUGGUAAUGUGUUGAUUCACAUCAGCCUAUCAUUUGUAGGUGUUGCAGUGCAGAAACAAUUGUGUGACAUUUAGGGUUUUGCUGACUCAAGUCAACCCUGCUGGAGCAGCUGGAUUUGUUUGAGCUUUUAGGAUUCGACGAACAGGAGAAUCAUUCACAGUCUAUGAUCUAGCAACAGGAAAAUAAACAUUUAUACUAAAAACACAUGAGGUGUAGGUGACAGAGAAACUGUGGUGUGUUGUGCUUUGCUCCAAAUGCUGUACAGAAAUGCAUCUGCUGGAGUCUGUUCGUGCAGAAAUAUAAUCUAACUAAAGUGAACGACUCCACAUGACCCAGUACAACUGUAGCAACAUGAUGUCUUUUUGUUUGUUUGUACUGUUAUUGUACACUGAAAAUGUUGUAAUUAUGCUGUUGUAAUUGCUUCAAACUGCCGUAAAUAAAGCUUUUACAUCUUUUUA
Scatophagus argus is the source of this 6737-nucleotide messenger RNA. It is a transcript of the gene bcl2l11, whose product is annotated as BCL2 like 11. The record is from RefSeq and is a predicted model, not a curated record. Lineage: Eukaryota; Metazoa; Chordata; Actinopteri; Scatophagidae. The coding region runs from base 1256 to 2158 and encodes 300 amino acids. The transcript is spliced from 4 exons.